Messenger RNA from Aspergillus puulaauensis, 741 nucleotides. Its product is annotated as E2 ubiquitin-conjugating protein UBC1. Gene Ontology annotation, molecular function: protein binding. The record is from RefSeq and is a predicted model, not a curated record. Bases 1 to 741 code for a protein of 246 amino acids. Lineage: Eukaryota; Fungi; Ascomycota; Eurotiomycetes; Eurotiales; Aspergillaceae. The transcript has 3 exons.
AUGGCGUCCAACCGAACUCGCCGUAUCACAAAGGAGAUCGCCGAUAUUCGUGCAGACACCCACUCCCAAAUCACCGCAGAGCCCGUGGGGGACGAUGACGAUGUCACGAACCUCCGCGGUACCUUUCCGGGCCCUCCUGGGACACCGUAUGAGGGUGGGACAUACAAAAUCGACAUCAAGAUACCCACCGAAUAUCCGUUCCGACCGCCUGUAAUGAAGUUCCUGACAAAGGUUUGGCAUCCAAAUGUCAGCAGUCAAACGGGUGCUAUUUGUCUCGAUACUCUGUCAUCCGCCUGGUCCCCCAUCCUCACCAUCAAGGCUGCCCUCCUCUCACUGCAGUCUCUCCUCAGCACGCCAGAGCCCAAGGAUCCGCAGGAUGCCGAGGUCGCGUCUAUGUUGCUUCGGAACCCCAAAGAGUUCGAUCGUGUUGCGCGAGAGUGGGCUGUUCAACACGCAGGAGCGCCCAGAAAAGCGGCCGGAGAAGGUAGCGGUGGUGCUACUACUGAAUCCUUACGGCAGUUGGAGCAGAAGGAGAAGGAGGACAGAGACAAAGAAGAUUUAUCCAAAUACGACGGGUACAACAGGCAACUGAUUGAUCGAUUUGUUCAUAUGGGUUUCGAUGUGGAUCAGGUUGUGUCAGCUUUCAACUACUACGGUAUUGACCGCAAUGGCGGCGAGGACUAUGAAUUGGAGGAAGCCUACAUGGGCGAUGUAACCGCUCGACUCCUCGGCGAGCCCUAA